Phytophthora nicotianae INRA-310 is the source of this 1973-nucleotide messenger RNA. RefSeq lists its product as hypothetical. Gene Ontology annotation, biological process: NLS-bearing protein import into nucleus. The record is from RefSeq and is a predicted model, not a curated record. Gene Ontology annotation, molecular function: protein binding; nuclear import signal receptor activity. Lineage: Eukaryota; Oomycota; Peronosporomycetes; Peronosporales; Peronosporaceae. The coding region runs from base 170 to 1849 and encodes 559 amino acids. The transcript has 2 exons. Gene Ontology annotation, cellular component: nucleus; cytoplasm.
GUGACGAUCUGGGGCUCUUCGUCGAAGCCGACGCUUCGGAAAUGUUACACCAGCGUAAUGUUGCACCAAUUGAAGGUCGCACGAAGGUAUACGAUUCGACUAUUGUGGUGCUUAUUUUGGUCAAAAUCAAAAUAGUGUCUUGGACUAUUUCCACAUCAUAAGCACAAAGAUGCCGCCCCGUACGCCCCGCAGCUCGCUCAAGAAGCACGAUGCGGCCGCCGAGUCGCGGGCGCUGAAGGCGCGACGUCAGCGUACUACAGCUCAAGUUCGCAAGGACAAGCGUCGAGCCGCCGUGCAGACGAAGCGUCGGCGCCUCAUGUCAGCGGAGCAGCCGCCACUUACGGGCCGUAGCAUCGCCGAGCUAGUUCGCGUGCUGGGGGACACCAGCAAUGCUUCUGCCGCCCAGAGUCAGGCACGCUUCGAGACGCUCAAAGAGAUCCGCGUGCUGCUGGCCAGACACGAGAACGACUACGAGCAGGUGGAGCAGAUCAUCGAGUCCGGAAUUGUGCCCGUCAUGGUCUCGCUGCUCAACUCCGCCUCACCACUAGCCAGCGCCACUCGUACGGGCGGAGAAGUGUACCGAGAGAUCCUGUGGUGCCUCACCAACAUCGCCAGCGGCCAAUACGAGCACACAAAGCUGGUACUUCCAGCCGUACCUCGCCUCCUCCAAUUUCUGGAGGGAUCCAAUCAUUCCUUGGCUGAACACUCAGCCUGGGUGUUGGGCAACAUUGCAGCGGACUGCGAGGAGUUCCGUCAGCAACUUAUCGCCAAUGGAGCGGUGUUACCCUUGGUAAAAUUACUAAGUAACCCUAGUGAGAAGGAACUAGCCAAGACUAGUGCGUGGGCACUCUCUAAUUUAGCGCGUGGCUUCGAGACUCCCGCCAAGCCGUUUGUGGACGCUGGAAUCAUCCCUGUAGUGGUUAAAGGGCUCUCACAACCUGCAACUCCUGCUACGUUCAGUGAGGACAUCGUGGUCGAAGUAGCGUGGCUCUUGAGCUUCUUAACCGCUCGUGAAGAGGAGUAUCUGAAGCUCAUGUUGGAAAACGGACUGGUGGAUCUACUACUUCCCUACUUCACGACCAACAACGAGCUGCUACUGACUCCGAUCUUGCGUGUGUUCGGCAAUAUUUGCUGUGGAUCGCCCGACCACCACACGGACGAGUGGCAGAUGCCGUUUGUUCGUCGUUUAUUGAGUGCAGACUCAGUGGUUUUGCCCAAACUAAACGAGUUCUUACAGCCACAACAGGCUGGAGCGCAACAGAAGUCUCUGGCGGCCGAAGCAGCGUGGGUUGUCUCAAACUUGGCAGCUACUGAGGCCUCCGUUGUGGAACAGUUGAUGCAGGCCCAGUUGCUCCCUCUAUUAGGACAACAGUUCAAAGACGGCAGCUACGAAGUGCGUCGAGAAGUGGCCUUCGCACUGACGAACAUCGCUCUGACUAGUGCUGCACACAUGGAGAAGGUAUUGGCUCUGGAUGUCUUGAAAGGAUUCUUACAGCUCCUUACAGUGGCCGACGUGGCGAUCGUCGGUAACUCGCUGCGUUUUAUUGAAAAUGUGCUGCGUGUGGCUACACGCGGUGUGUCUCUCGUUGAGGUGAACGAAGGGAUCGAUGCAUUGGAGACGGUGCAGUUCGAGUGUGGAGAAGAAUACUUGUCGAAGUGGGCGGCUGCAUUGGUUAACGAGUUCUAUGGGGAAAAUUACGGGGUUAACUCACCACCUAGUGCUGGCGUCUCUGGGUUUAACUUCCCCACGGGAGAACCCGUACAGCUGCAGCUUGGAGCUCCAGCAGCUCCGGGUCCAGGCGGCCGAGGGCGUGGGGCUCACAUGACCACACCGGCGUGGAAGAAGUGAGGACAGAUAUGAAUACCUAGUGAUGACUACUUUCCUGGUAUCAAACGACAACAAAUAACAAAGGAAAAACUUUUUUUACAUUACACAAACGCAUUGACAUCAAUAUGAACGCGGUGUCUGAGCU